This is a messenger RNA of Monopterus albus (swamp eel), 2121 nucleotides long. It is a transcript of the gene dhps, whose product is annotated as deoxyhypusine synthase. Bases 215 to 1354 code for a protein of 379 amino acids. Gene Ontology annotation, molecular function: deoxyhypusine synthase activity. The record is from RefSeq and is a predicted model, not a curated record. The transcript is spliced from 10 exons. Gene Ontology annotation, cellular component: cytoplasm. Gene Ontology annotation, biological process: peptidyl-hypusine biosynthetic process. NCBI's taxonomy places the organism in Eukaryota, Metazoa, Chordata, Actinopteri, Synbranchiformes, Synbranchidae.
GCACCUUCCGUAGUGGGCUCACUCGCACUUCCGCUCAGCACACGCUAGUUAGUCUAAAUGGGGUGUCACAUCUAACAUCACUAAAUGUUUACAUGAAAACGAAACUUCGUUAAUCGUCUCAUUGCUGUGGAGACAACAGUUUACUUCACCACGUAACACGUCUCGUGUAAAAAUAGGCAUGUUUUCAUCUCUGUCUUAAUGUUUGACGUUAAUCAUGUCGAAAGCCGAGCGACAUAACAAACCAGCUCACGAGGAGAUGGCGGACUAUGCCUCUUCUCUUGCGGCACAGUCUGUCCUCCAGCCCAGCUGCGAACUACCUGAGGACACGCCGAAGGUUAGAGGCUAUGACUUCAACCAGGGCGUUGAUCUCCCGGCAGUACUGAAGUCCUACUUCAACACAGGCUUCCAGGCUACUAGUUUCGCCAUGGCCAUACAGGAAAUCAACCACAUGAUAGAGAAGCGUCUUGAGCCAGUGGAAGAACAUGAGGAAAGCAAGUUUAAAGAUUCUGGUGAAUCGUUCCACAACUCUGGCUGCACCAUCUUCCUGGGUUACACCUCCAACCUCAUCAGCUCUGGAGUCAGAGAGUCCAUCCGCUACCUGGCAGAGCACAAAAUGGUGGAUGUGAUUGUUACCACAGCCGGAGGCAUUGAGGAGGAUUUGAUCAAGUGUCUGGCUCACACAUACUUGGGAGAUUUCAGCUUGCCUGGCAAAGAGCUCCGUCUGAGGGGGAUCAACAGAAUAGGGAACUUGUUGGUGCCCAAUAAUAACUACUGUAAGUUUGAAGACUGGCUGAUGCCCAUUCUGGACCAGAUGUUGUUGGAGCAGAACACAGAGGGUACCCAUUGGACUCCCUCCAAAAUGAUCCAUCGACUUGGCAAGGAGAUCAAUAAUACUGACUCAGUCUGCUACUGGGCGUACAAGAAUAACAUUCCUGUGUUCAGUCCUGCUCUGACUGAUGGCUCUCUGGGCGACAUGAUCUACUUCCACACGUUCAAGAACCCUGGCUUGAUUUUGGACAUUGUGGAAGAUAUCCGGAGGUUGAACAGCCGCGUAGUGUUUGCCAAAAGGACGGGAAUAAUCAUCUUGGGAGGAGGGCUGGUCAAACAUCACAUAGCCAAUGCUAAUCUUAUGAGGAAUGGGGCUGACUAUGUAGUCUAUGUGAACACAGGUCAGGAGUUUGAUGGCUCUGACUCUGGGGCCAGACCUGAUGAGGCUGUAUCCUGGGGCAAGAUCAGAACAGAUGCCAGUCCUGUCAAGGUGUAUGCAGAUGCCUCUUUAGUUUUCCCUCUGAUAGUGGCAGAGACCUUCGCUCUCCACCAUGACAAACUGACCGCUGGCAAGAAAACAAAUUAAGUGGUUCUUCCUGAAAUGCUUGGUUAGAAACAGCAACCAACUUUGCUUCUCUGGUUUUCCCUUUGUCUGCUGAACAUGCAGGUUUUAUUGAAAAUGCAUGGCUGUAGCUCGUCAGCGCUGAGAGGCAGCAUUACUGCUGUGUUGUUAUCCUUACAGUGCUGACUGAAUACCUCAUUGAAGGGGGAAUGUUGGUGAGGGUCUCCUGUCUUAAUGCUUUCCAUGCCAAUAUUUACUUGUUUAAACAUGUACAGUUUUUUUCCUCUGGUUCAUUUGGUUGAAAUAUCGCAUGCAGCAUGCCAUAGCAUGUACCAAAGAGACUGUCUACAAUACAUCAGCUUUUGUUUGUGUUAGAGAAAUACAGAGGGGAAUAGUUAUACACUCACUCAUUUAGUAGUGUUUUCUUUUACCAAGAGUUCAAAUUUACUUGAGAUUAUUUGUAGCAUGAUACAUGCUCACAUCUUGUUUCUCAGUUUUUAUAUUAUCCAAACUUUUACCUCACUGAUGAAGGAUAAAAGAUGUCUGUAUAGCUUAAUAAAUCAUAUAGUAAUCAGUUCUUGUAUUUAAUGCGGUUUUACUGGGCUAUUACAAUUGCCUUUGUGCAGUAGUUUUGUGUGAAAAGGCCACGUGGGAUCCAUCAUUUCCACAUGACUGUUGGUGUUGUUUGGUGUAUAAAAGGUUAUAAAAAAAUGUUUGCAUACAGGGCACAUAUAUACUGAUGAAGCACAAUAUAAAGUUCCUCAGUUGCAGUUAAAAUACAGUGGGUACGG